Messenger RNA from Impatiens glandulifera, 792 nucleotides. Its product is annotated as probable tyrosine-protein phosphatase DSP4. NCBI's taxonomy places the organism in Eukaryota, Viridiplantae, Streptophyta, Magnoliopsida, Ericales, Balsaminaceae. Gene Ontology annotation, cellular component: cytoplasm. Gene Ontology annotation, biological process: protein dephosphorylation. Gene Ontology annotation, molecular function: phosphatase activity. The coding region runs from base 39 to 662 and encodes 207 amino acids. The transcript is spliced from 5 exons. The record is from RefSeq and is a predicted model, not a curated record.
UCAUGUGACCGCUUUUUUCUUCAAAAAGUGAUUACAAAAUGGACGACGAUGGUGCCGUCUGCAGGACCACCAUAGAAGUAGAAGCGGUGGUGGUGGAGCGGCCGAUCAUGUCAUAUUUGAAGCUCUCGCCUGACAUGGAUGAUUGCGAUCCUAACGGAGAAGACUUGUUUGUUCCUCCUCUGAACUUCGCCAUGGUUGAUAACGGUAUUUACAGGUCUGGUUUCCCGGAUAUCGCCAACUUCGCAUUCUUACAAUCAUUAGGUCUCCGUUCUAUCAUAUACUUGUGUCAGGAACCGUAUCCGGAGGCAAAUUCUCAGUUUGUCAAGUCUAACGGAAUUCAGCUGUUUCAAUUCGGGAUUGAGAGCUGUAAGGAACCUUUUGUGAAUAUACCGGAAGAUAUUAUUAGGGAAGCUCUGAACUUUGUGAUUGAUGCCAAGAAUCAUCCAGUUUUGAUCCAUUGCAAACGAGGAAAGCACCGAACCGGUUGUUUAGUUGGGUGUUUAAGAAAAUUGCAAAGGUGGUGCUUAUCUUCUGUCUUUGAUGAGUACCAGCGCUUUGCAGCUGCUAAAACUAGAAUUUCAGAUCAGAGGUUCAUGGAGUUGUUUGAUGUUUCUAGCUUCAAGCACUCGUCAUUAUCUUUUUCGUUCCUGAAGAGGCAUUAAUUAGAUGAUCAUUUCCUGGAAUCAAAUUUUGUUUUUGGCUCUUGGAAUACAAUUUAGCAAAAACUAGAUGUAAUGAAAUUUGACAUCUUGCAGUAAUAAUAAUGCAUAUACAUUUAGAGCUCAAACUUCA